This is a messenger RNA of Schistosoma intercalatum, 2011 nucleotides long. NCBI's taxonomy places the organism in Eukaryota, Metazoa, Platyhelminthes, Trematoda, Strigeidida, Schistosomatidae. The record is from the annotation of a GenBank genome assembly.
GGUCGGUCUCCGCAUGGCUAGGGGACUAGUUGGGAAUAUGGUCUCUGAAGCCCUGGUGGGUCUUGACCUGGUUUUCACGAAUGACGUAUCUUCGCAAUAUUCUUCAGCUCUCUCGUCUGGGUUUUCAUUUCUUUGCAUAGACUUGUUUCAUCCAAAAUCAAUUGUUGAAGAUCUGUCAGUUACCUCUGGUGGUCCUGAUCCACGUUCUGACCUUGCCUACGAAAAAAAUGGCAAAAGCAUCACGAAGUCGUUGGUAGGUAAGGUAUCGACGACGAUUGAUGUUGAUGCUGACAUAAUAUCCAUCCGUCAAUCGGGUGCUCAACUUUUAAUGAAGGAACUUAGUUGGGCUGCACACCUAGGCUUGCCUGCCGUUAUCGUCAGAGUUAAUCGCCCAACCAGUCCUAAUCUGGCCAGGUUACUAAUAAAUUUCAUACGCGGAGAAUAUACCCCGAUUAAGAUAUGGCUAGUAUUUCCAAUGGUAAUCAAUUUCAACAGCUCUAAUGAAAUGAGCAAAGUGGAAAACAAGGAAUCAACACCGGAUGAAUUAUCAUUCUGUUCACCCUGGCACUGGUGGCUAAAUCUAUCUACCAUGACAGCUGAUAUCUCAGACGCUCUUGGUAUUGUUCUUGAGAUACCAAAUGACCUACCCAAUGAGUCAGUGAUUUCAAGAUGGUUUAGUGAGCCUGUGGUUUGUUUGUUGAUUGAUACACAGCUGUUCCUGACCAAUUCCAAGGGCUACCCUGUACUACCAAAGAGUCAUCAGUAUAUCAUCAACCGGUUCUUCAAGCUGAAUGUACAAGUUGUACUGACUGGUGCCUGUCGAAAUGAUAAAGGUUAUACAGCCUAUCAACAAUAUAUUGCAUGGCUUUGGCAAUCUCAAGAUGCUCCUGACUUGUAUGAAGAACAAUCAAAGGGAUUAGAAGAUCAAUUACAGGAACCUUUGCAACCACUUCGUGAUAACUUAUCUUCUACAACAUAUUCAAUUUUCGAAAUGGAUCCGUUUAAAUAUCAAGCGUAUGAAACUGCAAUUUACAAAGCUCUUUGCGACCGUUUAUCUAAAUAUAAUGAAUCGAAUACAGUUAAAGAAAAAUGUCUUACCAAGCCUUCACAAUCAUUACAAACUAAAGAGCAUUUAAACGCUUUUAUCAAUCAUAAUUCGAAUAUUUGUCAAGUAGUUAUGGUAUUGGGUGCAGGUCGUGGUCCCCUUGUCAAUGCAACUAUAAAUGCUGCUGAAAGAGCUCAAUGUAAAGUUCGGAUAUAUGCAAUUGAAAAAAAUCCAAAUGCAUUGUGCACAUUACGUUCUAGGAUAAAUCAUGAAUGGCAAGGAUUAGAUGUACAACUAAUUGAAGGUGAUAUGCGUAAUUUAAAAACACCAGAAAAAGCUGAUAUAUUUGUCAGUGAACUACUUGGUUCAUUUGGUGAUAAUGAAUUAAGUCCAGAAUGUUUAGAUGGUGCACAACCAAUGCUAAAAGAUGAUGGAAUUAGUAUACCAUGUUCCUACACAUCAUAUGUUGCUCCUUUACAGUCCUUACAAAUAUAUAAUGAAACUAGACGAUCUAAAGAUGUGACCAAUAGAGUCGGGCAUUCCAUGGAAACACCUUAUGUUGUUCGACUUCGUAAUUGUCAAAUAUUGAGUUCACCUCAACCAGCUUUUACAUUUGAACAUCCAAAAAAAGAAUCGAAUCAGUCGAAUGCACGUGAAGUGUGUUGCAGCUUUAACAUUCAACAAGAUGCCGUUGUACAUGGAAUUGCCGGUUAUUUCGAAGCAAUUCUCUAUAAGGACGUAACACUCAGUACACAUCCAGACCGUCAUAGCCCUCAAAUGGUAUCUUGGUUCCCAUUGGUAUUCCCAUUCGAGUAUCCAAUCCAUGUUCGUUCUAAAGAUAAGAUCACCUUGUAUCUCUGGCGUAAUGUAAGUAGUCGGUAUGUGUGGUAUGAAUGGGUACUAACAGAACCGCGACCUACAAAAAUUCACAAUGCAGCUGGUCAUGUUUACAAAAUUGCACUUUGA